Messenger RNA from Cladophialophora yegresii CBS 114405, 519 nucleotides. RefSeq lists its product as uncharacterized. Bases 1 to 519 code for a protein of 172 amino acids. Lineage: Eukaryota; Fungi; Ascomycota; Eurotiomycetes; Chaetothyriales; Herpotrichiellaceae. The record is from RefSeq and is a predicted model, not a curated record. The transcript is spliced from 2 exons.
AUGCUGAUCGCAAUAGUCAACUGGUGCCACGCUCAGCUGAACACCUGCCCUCAGAUCUGCGGUGGAGCUGCUUCCCAGAACCAAUGCGAUCAGAACGCCUUCACCUACACCUGCGUGUGCGCCAACGGCACCGUUCCCGACUGCACCGCGUUCAGUCAGACCCUCCCAUUCUUCAUCUGUCAAGAAAGCUAUUCCCAGUGCAUCGACGCCCACCCUGAUGAUGCUCAAGGACAGCAAACCUGCACUGAGAACAUGCAAUGUGGUACCCGCAACGCCACUGCCGAGGCUCUCGCUCAGACCUCUGCUGCAGAAGCGUCUUCGGCCUCUUCUACCUCGAGCUCUGCUGCUUCCUCAACCGCUGCCUCCGCUGGUGGCUCUGCUUCGGGCUCAGCCUCCAGCUCCGCUUCUGCAACCGGUGCCAGUGCUGAGCCCUCUAACGCUGCCGUUCCCAUCUCUCAGCAUGCUGCCACUGGCGUCUUCGCUGCUGUCCUGAUGGCUGCCUUCAAGCUCUUGGUCUAA